UUGCUGCUAGCAGAGCGCAGGCCGCAGUGAUUCGGUAGCCGCUGCAGUAGGAGGAAGGACCGCGGUUCUACCGCUUCUAUCUUUCAGUUUCGCCUCAAAAUUCGCUUGGUGGAUCUUUCUGGUAGCAACCAGUUAAUUAUAUGUACAGUAACUGUCUCCUAUGAGAGCUAAAUCGUAGUAUUACCAGCGGACAGUGAUAUCAAUCGCCAUUUUAAUCGCACGUUUUCCCUGUCAGAAGCGCUAGCACAACAAUGGCUCUGAAAAGAAUUCACAAGGAGUUGAACGACUUGGCACGGGACCCACCAGCCCAGUGUUCUGCAGGACCAGUAGGAGAUGAUAUGUUUCACUGGCAAGCCACAAUAAUGGGACCUAAUGACAGUCCUUACCAGAGCGGGGUUUUCUUCUUGACCAUACACUUCCCCACAGACUACCCCUUCAAACCGCCAAAGGUUGCAUUUACCACAAGAAUCUACCACCCAAAUAUCAACAGCAACGGCAGCAUCUGUCUUGACAUCCUGCGAUCACAGUGGUCUCCAGCUCUCACCAUCUCCAAAGUUCUCCUGUCCAUCUGCUCUCUGCUGUGCGACCCAAACCCGGACGACCCAUUAGUACCCGAGAUCGCCCGCAUCUACAAGACUGACAGGGAAAAGUACAACAAAAUAGCUCGGGAAUGGACACAAAAGUAUGCAAUGUAGUGUUGGGGGUAGAAAUAUGGCCAACCACCUCUACGACGUAAAGGCUAGGGGAGCUUCAGACGUAAAGAGAAAACAAACAAAAAAACCAUACAAACAAAUGAAAAGUUUAAACAAGAUCUUGUUGGUUUCCAUUGGAGUGCUUUCUUUGAGCCACGCCUCCCCUUCACCAGAGUACCUGUAAAACUCCCUCUGCCCCAUCUCCCCACCUCCUCUCUCUCUGUCUCUGUUUUCUCUAUCUUACCCUUUGCUUCCCCGCCUCUCAGCUCACCUGCCCAUCCUUUAGUGUACAUAUUGUCAACUUGCAGCGGUAAAAUCCAUUUCUCCUUUUUCACCGCCUCCUCCCCCUCCUCCUCUCCAUUUCCUCCAUUUGUCACCGAGCAGGCUGGGCUGUCGCCGAUCCUCCACCUCCUUUGUUUUCCUCUACACGCCCGCAUCCUCACCCACCGUCACUAAAAGCAUUCCUUUAAGCACCUGUCAAGCUUUGAAGGGACCUUUUUUCGUUUUUUUUUUUUGUUUUUUUUUUAAUUUGGGGGGAGGGGACAGUAAGAUGGAGGGAUUUUUACACUCUGCACCCUUUCUUGUUUUGUUAUCCUAGUGAUUUCCAUCUGUAGGGGUGACAUUUCAAGAAAGUAGUCAAAGGGCACUCUGUUUUAUACAACAAAUACUAGGCUAUGUAACAUGGAAAAAAAAUAAUACACAGCCUAUUUUUCGUCUUCUGUUGGAUUCUAUGAAAGGACUUGAAUUUUUUUCCCCACACCUCCUGCUCCUCAUUCCUCCUCCCCAAUCUCCCCUCACCCAAGUUGACCCCUUUGUACACACACACAUACACAGACACACAUGCACGCACAACUGUAACCCCAUGUCACCCCCACCACUACCUUUUCUUUAUUCACAAAAGUGGAGGUUCUGGACCAGGUAUUUAAGCAAUUCAUUUUUUUUUUCUUAGUUUAACCUGUGUUUUUAUUUCCCACCCCAUAAUUCUUUAGGUUGCUUUUAUCUUUUUUUUUUUGUUUGUUUUUUUUGCUAUUGUUAAAUUAGAGGCUAACAUCUUAAAUGGCUAUGGGACUGGCUUGGGCUCUGGGUGCGAGGAGAACCCACUCUUCUUGCACAAAACCUCUGUAUAUUGAAUUACCUGAGAGGCUCAUUGAGCUUUGUGUGUUGAUUAAACUGUGUAAUAAAAA
Molecule: messenger RNA, 1876 nt
Organism: Archocentrus centrarchus (flier cichlid)
Lineage: Eukaryota; Metazoa; Chordata; Actinopteri; Cichliformes; Cichlidae
Gene: ube2d2
Product: ubiquitin-conjugating enzyme E2D 2 (UBC4/5 homolog, yeast)
Exons: 7
Coding region: 252-695 (147 amino acids)
Source: RefSeq, a predicted model, not a curated record